This is a messenger RNA of Solanum pennellii, 734 nucleotides long. RefSeq names its product calponin homology domain-containing protein DDB_G0272472-like. Lineage: Eukaryota; Viridiplantae; Streptophyta; Magnoliopsida; Solanales; Solanaceae. The transcript is spliced from 4 exons. The record is from RefSeq and is a predicted model, not a curated record. Bases 61 to 564 code for a protein of 167 amino acids.
GAAAUGAAAAAAGAAUAAUUCAAGAUUGUAUGGAAAAAUUAAUAUUUUGAAUUUAAGAUUAUGAUGAGUAGUCUACAAAGUGUUGGGAGUAGUGGAAGAACAUCAACAAGUGAUGAUAAUAAUAAUAAUAAUAAUAAUAUUAAUGAUGAAGAUCAAGAGAUGACAAAAUUGGCAUUGGCUUCAUUUCAAGCUAGAGAAGAACAAAUUGAGAGGAAAAAAAUGGAGGUGAAAGGGAAAGUUGAGUCUCAACUUACCCGGGCUGAGGAAGAAACUAGGCGUUUGGUUCGUGUUUGGGAGGAGCUUGAAGUGUUGACAGAUCCAAUGAGAAAAGAAGUUGCAAUGGUACGCAAGAAAAUUGAUGUGAUUAAUCGUGAAAUUAAAUCACUUGGACAAUCAUGUCAAAAAAAGGAGAAAGAAUAUAGAGAAGUUUUAGAAGCUUUCAAUGAAAAGAACAAUGAGAAAACUCAGCUAACAUCUACUCUUGUUGAGUUGGUGAAGAAAAGUGAGAAACUCAGAAUGGGGAAGCUAGAGGAACUAAGCAAAGUUUUAAAUCCCAAAAGCUAGUAAAUGUUAUUAUACAUAUUCUCUAUGUAUUAUAGAUACCAAUUUAUUUUUAACUUUCACUUCAUAUUUCUUCAAAUAAUGUACCCCUAAUUCCGUCCCUUGAUUUGAUUUUUCACCAUUUGUUGAGAUUGUAAAAAACAACAAACUGAGAUUUGUUUUGUUUUACUCUU